Vitrella brassicaformis is the source of this 4844-nucleotide messenger RNA. The record is from the annotation of a GenBank genome assembly. NCBI's taxonomy places the organism in Eukaryota, Vitrellaceae.
UGGGAGGUUCCGCGCGCUGAUCUGGGCUGGAAGGGCAUGGAUUGGGCUGCACUCGUAAGCGCUGGCUCGAUGGGCGAGGCUCAGGCUCGAUGAACAGAGGAAAGACACAGCGCACCGCCUCUGACAUUGCGGGCAUCUGCGGUCAUGAUCUCGUGCUGCUGGUGGUGGUGAUGAUGGUCAUACUCAGCGGCGUGGUUGCGGCCGGUCUGUCAACUCCCUCCUCAACCUCUUCCUUUAUCGCCCAUCCAUCUCUUGUGCCAUCAAGCGGCAGCAACGACCUACCGCAUCGCCACGACAGACGGCCUGGACACACUGGUCUGUCAGCAACAGUUCAUCACCCACCCCGGCCGCCACAGCCACAGCCACAAGUGGUCCCAUCGCCAUCGCCGCAUCCACCUGAGCGUCACUGGCCGUCGCCACUCAAGGUGCUGCGAGACCGUCGGAAGCAGCAGAAGGCUUCCCGUGAGAUGUCUGAGCGGACCCCCGUGUCCAUCACCCUCUAUGCCGCCCACACGGCAGCCGGGCAGGGCAACGCGGCUGAGGCGCUGCGGCAACUGUCGCUGGCUUGUAACUACACGGCCAGUGCUGUCAAGCUGCAGACGUCCUUCCUCCCCGCCUGCAGCCGCAUCCUCAAGACACUCGUGGAGCGGUGCGGCCUGCAGGCGGGGCUCGACGCGCUCGACGUCAUGGAGCGUGCGGCCAUCAAGCCGGAUGCGCCGAUUUUCACCAUCCUGAUAGCCAGGCUGGGGGCGGCCAGGCAGGUGCGGGCGGUGGAGAGGGUGUGGGAGCGGGUCAGGGGGAGCGUGCAGGUGGACCUGCGGCUGUACAAUGCCUACAUGGCCGCCAUGGCCAAGUGUGGCCGCGUGAAUGAGGUCCUAAAGGCAUUCAAAGAGGUAGGUAUGGUAUGCAGCAAGUCAUAAUGAAUGAAGACAAACAAGAGAGGCCGAAGGAUCAGCAUGUGUGUGUGUGUGUGUGUGUGUGUGUGGUGUCAUAUAUAUAGAUGGAGGCGUCGGGGCUGCGUGGUGACGUGGUGAGCUUCUGCUCUGUCAUGAACGCACACGCCAAGACGGGAGACUUCGCCAAGUCAGUCAGUGAGGGAAGGAAGAACAUAAGCACAUCAGUCAACAGCGCAGCACAGCCAUGUAGGUCUUCUCGCUUCGCUUGUGUGUCAUUCCUCUCUUCUUCCCUCUCUGUGUGGGCUGGGCAACAUAUAUGAUAGGGCCAACGACACAUUCGCUUUGAUGGUGUCGCGUGGAGUGUCGCCCAACGAGCGGGCCUACUCCAUACUCAUCGACGCGUACGCGCAGUGGGGACACGUUGACAAGGCUUUCCAAGUGCUGCAGGACAUGGUGAAUGACCCCACACACACAUGGACAUGGACAUGGACAUGGACAUGGACACACAUAUAUCAGCAACUGGUGAAUGCGGUUGUCUCUCUUGGUGUGUUUGGUUCUGUCUGUCUGUUUAGGAGAGCCGUGCGGAGGACGGGAGCAGCUGCAUGCCCAAUGCGGUCACCUAUUCGUCGCUCAUCAAGGCCUGUGGGCGGGGCGGGCAGGUCAACCUCGCCAUACAAACAUUCACCCGAAUGAAGAAUGCGGUAGGUAAUUGUGUGUGCACGUCACUCAAAGAUGUUGGUCUGGUUUGGUGUGGGUGUGGUUGUGGUUUGGGCAGGGUAUCGAGCCCAAUGUGGUGACGUGGACGGCCCUGAUUGACGCGUGCGGCAAGGGUGGCCGCAUCGACCUCGCACACGCGCUGUUCCACGAGAUGAUCAACAGAGGGGUGCCGCCAAACAUGUAAGACAUCACGUCACAUCGCGUAGAGAGAGGGAGGGAGGGAGCACAGACAGCAACGGCAGGCAAGGCAAGGAGGAUAAGCGAAUUCCUCGUUUCCAAUGGCCGUCGGCCCCACCGGCAGGCAGCCAAUGAGGCCAAAUACUCAUCAUCACUUUGAACUGAGCCUCACUCAUACGUCUUUGUGUCCACCUGUAGCAAGCAUGUUGACACAUGUGGAUGCAUCGCCCCUACGUGCCUCCCUCCCUGUGUGUGUCAGGGUGACGUGCAGUGCCAUGAUUUCGGCUUUUGUCAAGAAGGGCGAGAUGGACAUCGCCUUCGAGGUGAAGGAAAGAAAAUUCACAAAGAGGAAUGAAUCCCUCUGUCUACGUCUGUUGCCCCACCGGCGCAUCUGUCUGUCUGUGUGUCUGUGUGUGGCACACACAGGUGUUCGACUACAUGCGGGACGCGGGCCUGAGGCCUUCACAGGUCACCUAUGGAUCGCUCCUGCACGCAUGUGUCAGCAGGGGAGAGGUCGAACGGGUGGGCAAGGCAACCCCACAACACAACCAACCGCCAAAACACACAUCCAUCCAACGAGUGUCUGUCUGUUUAUGUGUCUGUCUGUGUCUGUCAGGCGGCAUCGUUGGCUCAGUUUAUGAAGGACCACGACGUCAGCAUUCAGUCCAAUCUCACACGGCCCCUCAUGCAGUCAGUCACACACACCACACAAUAUCAGGACUCUCCCCCACUCGCCGGCCUCUCUCUCUCUCUGCCUGUGUCUGCCUGUGUCUGUCUGUGUGCCAUGCAGGAUGUUCAGCCAGGCGCGUCUGUUGAACCGUGCCUUCGACAUGUUCGAGCGCAUGAUCCAGCAGCGGCAGGCCCCCGACCAGGCCACACUGCAGACCCUCUUCGACGCCAUCGACACCGGCAGGGAGCUGAACCGCGCCGCAGAGCUUUUCGGCCGCAUGCGGGAGUCCACCCACAUCAGCCGCGUGACGUAUAGUGCGGUGCUGGGGGCGUGCAGGCGGGCCAGGACGAUCGUCAAGGCAUUCUUGCUCUUCAAAGACAUGAUGGUGGGGGGGGAGCUUGUCGAGACACCCGUAGCGGGCGGCUCAUGUGUGUGUGAGUGCAUCUGUCUGUGUGGGUGUUUGUUGUGUGCAGGCUGCCGGUGUGACGCCUGGCGAGUCGGAGUAUCUUUCGCUCAUGGAGGCCUGCAGGGAGGUCAAAGACUUCGAGUCAGCCAUCGAGGUGAUCGAAUAGAAAGACUUACAUCGAAUAGAAAGACUUAAACAGCGAGGAAAUGAGCACAUGAGGUUUGAGCAAAUGAGGGCACCUGACCUUACUGCGUUCUGCUGGCCUCUCUGUUUGUGUGUGUCAUGACACAUCACACACACAGGUGUUUGCUGACGCCAAGCAGCAGGGCGUGCAGCCGGACGUCCACAUGUACACGGCCCUCAUGCGGACCGUCAGCGACGAGUUCAGACGCAGGGCGGCCCGCAAGCUCAACAGACACAGACAAAUCGCCGACACUCCCAUCACGGAGCCAUCGCAGACACCCGACACUUCCCUCGAUCGACUCCCUCCAUCCCCAUCCCCCGCCCAAUUCCCGUGGAACGCCGCCAUGUCUUCAGUCGACCUGCGGCAAGGCAAGAAGCUGAGCCCUCCGCGUGACGUGCUGGACAGAAGGAAGAAGCGGGCGGAACCGUCUCCACCAGAGCGACGAGUUGAGGCUGAGGCCCUCCCGGCCUCCGCGCCACCCUCUGUGGCUUUAGGUCUGUCCCGCCCCCGCCUGCGUCACCUUGACAGCAUGGCUUAUUCGCUGGAGGAGCAGCACUACUACCGCGAGAAUCUCUUUCGCAUCUUCUUGGUGUUCCAGGAGAUGCAGAGCAGCGGCGUGCAGCCCGACCUGUGUGCCUACAACACGCUGCUGGACGCCUGUGGCCGGGCGGGAGAAGUCGAAAAGGCAAUGGAAGUCUUCAAAAGGUCAGCCAGUCCUUGGCUGGCUGUUCCUGAGUCGUGUGUGAAGUGAAUCGACCGUCCCUCUCUCUCUCUCUCUCUCUCUUUGUUUAUGUGCAGGCUGGUGUCAGAGGGUCUGGAGCCCGACUACGUGACCUACACCACGCUGAUCAAAACGUUCGGCAUAGCCGGCAUGGUGGACCGUGCAGAAGAGGUCUUCACGGCCAUGCAGCAGCGCACCAACCACUUCGCCAGCUGCGUGCUGCCCAGCGAGCUCACCUUCAAGCAGCUCAUGCUGGCCAACCGCAAUGCGUACCGACUCAGGCGGGUGUUCGAGCUCUUUGACAUGAUGCAGAGGCAGCACGGCAUCCGGCCGACACUGAGGACGGGGGCGAUCGCCAUUCAGCUGGCGUGUGAGGUCAAGCAGGUCGAGAGGGCCUUGGACAUCUACCGCACUCUCACAGUGAGGGCAGUGAGUGCUGGUGGGGAGGGGCGAAUGAAUGGAUGAACAGAUGCCGUAUCACUGUGUGUGUGCCCCAUCAGGCGAAUCGGGUGCGUUUGGACAAUCGGUCGCUGCACGCGCUGCUGUCUCUUCUCAACGAGAAGGGCCUCCACGACAUGGCCAGCCGGAUACGGCAGCAGCGAAGCCUCAUGUGACCGACGAGAGAGAUCGGUGCGACGUAGCCGGCCAGCCUUCUCCACGUACUUAUCAGUUUUCCAUCUGCUGGCUGGUGCGGUGUCUUGUGGUGUGCCCCACCCCAAAGGGAAGACGAGACACACACACAUGACAGACAGACACAGCCAGCGGAUGCACUCUCACACAGAAACAGGCUGGCUGGCUGCAUGCACGGGCAGAGAGAGAGAGAGAAAUACGUGGGGCGUUGUGUUGUGUUAUGGUCCGUUUAAUGAAGCCCGAUUGUUUGGUUUUGUCGGACGAGGGAAGGAUGGCGCUUUUCCUUAGUAGGGGGAGGAGGAGGGCUCUGUGUGUGUGUGUGUGCUGUCCCUCUAUAGUAGAUAGAGAGGUCGAUGGAUGGCGAGAUUGCAUGCCAUGUCACGUACGUACAGACUACAGUCUCACAGAAACCGGUAUGUAAAAGUGAAGACAAGUCAUGUCAG